AUGUUGCCCAGCAAGUUCAAGAUCCGCCAAUUGGUCGAUGCUACGCCGGCGGAGCGGAGCACAUUGACUCAGGUAGUCAUGGAAGCCUAUGCCCAAGACCCUCACGUCUCCGCCAUCUCCGGCGGGCAGCUGUCCAACCUCCCGUUAUAUGAAAAGCUCACUAGUUGCUUCGUCAAUGCAGGGUGCGUGGAGGGACUCGUAUGGAUCGCAGAAUUAGAGGGCAAGAUGGUCGGCGCGUCAAUCUGGUGGCCGCCCGGAGUAGAGUUCAUGAGCAGCGAGAAGCAGCGCGAGGUAGCGAAAUGGGAUGAGUAUCUCGUGAUGCUUGAGCCUGGGCUUGCGGAGUGGAUCAUGAGUAGCUUCAUACCCGAGGGUGGCGCUUUCUGUGCACAGUCAUUCGGAGGUGCGACCGUACUUAACGAUGCGUGGGGACUCCAAAUCCUUUGUGUCGUGCCAUCACACCAACGACAAGGCAUCGGCCGAGCUUUGUUCGAAAUCGGUGCCAGGAAAGCCCUCGCGAGUGGAGAGCGUCUCGUCUGGGAGACGGCAAACCCUAACGGUCCUGCGAUGUACAAGAGCUGGGGAGCAGAGAUAAGGGGCGAGGAAGAGUUCGAAAGCAAGUAUGAGGACAAAAAGUAUAUGUUCUGGUGUAUGGAGCUGCCUCGCCCCCCAAUCGCGUCACUGUGA
Molecule: messenger RNA, 684 nt
Organism: Dacryopinax primogenitus
Lineage: Eukaryota; Fungi; Basidiomycota; Dacrymycetes; Dacrymycetales; Dacrymycetaceae
Exons: 3
Coding region: 1-684 (227 amino acids)
Molecular function (GO): acyltransferase activity, transferring groups other than amino-acyl groups
Source: RefSeq, a predicted model, not a curated record